AAGGAGAAAAUAAGAAAAAAGAAAAACAAAAUGGAAGGUGUGGUGGUCACAUGCAGUAGAGAGCGUAAGACGAAAGGGCAUAUGCGAGGGAGAUAAAUAAUAUGCCAAGAAAUACCGUUACGAGAGAGUGCCACGUGGGACUCUACAUGGCAAUCACCCAUCGCAUCUUGCAAUUGCAACCUUCAACCUCUGCCCCCACUCUCUUCCUCAUUCCCAUGUUCAUGGCGCUUCUUCUCAUCACCACCACCUUCUUCUUCCACCCUUUCAAUUUCACCUUCUUUUCUUCUCAACAAUCUCUCUCUUCAUCUUUAUCUUCUUCUCCCUUUCUUCCUUUCCGCUCCUAAACUCACGACAAAACAUCAAAAACAGCGACAAAAUAGUGUCUUUGAGAGAACCAUAAACUCUGUUCAAACCAAUCAAUCAAUUAUUUAUUUCCAUUGGGUCGUGUUUUCACUCCUAAAUUUUUAAAUUUUGCCAUCUAGGCAUCACCCUAUUAGCCGUGUCAGGUAUCGCUGAUGGUUCUCUCUGAAUUUGGAUCUGCACUUGUCGUGGCCUUGGGUUCUUUCUUUCGCUUCGAUUCUUUUGUUUCUGUUUCAGCAAUCGCCUCGUGGUUAUUCUCAGAAAUGUGAUUGGCCUUUUGUUAUUAUUUAUUUCUUUAUUGAUUUAUUUAUUGUUCCUGAUCUUCAACGUAAUAAUUUGAAAUCAUAGACUCACCUAUUGGGUGGGGGCAUACCCCUGUUAGAGGUUGUGAAACUUUGGAGCUGUAAGAUGUGAUGAUGUGAGUGGUGCUCAUGUGUAAUAAAGGGUUUCAAUGCUUGAGCCAGUGUGAGAGUGUAAUUGAUCAUAGGCAAGGAUUCAUCAUGGAUAGUCCAAUUCGAUCGCCGGCCACCGGUUCAGGUUCCGGUUCCGGUGAAGAUAACCGGCGUGUUAAGUUCUUGUGCAGCUUCCUGGGAAGCAUAAUGCCUCGCCCCCAAGAUGGGAAGCUGCGUUAUGUUGGCGGCGAGACGCGAAUUGUUAGUGUUCCGAGGGAUAUUAGCUAUGAGGAGUUGAUGGGGAGGAUGAGAGAGCUGUAUGAUGGGGCUGCUGUGUUGAAGUACCAGCAGCCUGAUGAGGAUCUUGAUGCUCUUGUCUCUGUUGUCAAUGAUGAUGAUGUGGUUAACAUGAUGGAGGAGUAUGACAAGUUAGGGUCAGGAGAUGGAUUCACUAGGCUCAGGAUUUUUCUCUUUUCGCAAUCCGAACAGGAUGGUUCCUCUCAUUUCAUUGAUGGGGAUGAUUCUGAGAGGAGGUAUGUUGAUGCAUUGAAUAGUUUAAACGAUGGUUCUAAUUCUGACUUUAGGAGGUUGCAACAAGGUGAGUUUUCUAUGAUGAGUCCUGUUGAGGAUAUUCAUGUGGCUGCUGAUCAGUUCUAUAAUCCAAUCAAUGUGGAAAGUGGGAUUCAUAGUCAGAGAAGUGGGGACCUAUCUAUGUCGCCUUAUAAUAUGCAUCAUCUCACUGUCCAGCACCCGCAAGCUUUAGGCCAGAGGUACAAUGAAAUGGAUGCUCCUUGGAAUCCUGCCUAUUACUCUCCUAGGCAUCAUGGCCUCCAUGACUUUCCAUCUUCUCCUUCCGGUACAAGGUAUCGCGUGCCAUUUCCCGAGUUACCAGAUAAGUGCAUUGAUAGAGUGCCGGAAGAGUAUGCGCGACAUCACGUAAAUCAUCAUCCUGUGUACGACAAUCAGCCGCAAUAUUCUGAAAAUGUUAUGUGGAUGCCAGCACAUGGCGAAAAGUCGGCUUUUCCAGGCAAUAUUAUUCAUAGUCCUCAUGUUGUUGAUGAGAACAGUAUAUGUGAGCAGUGUCGCAUGGGUUUUCAUAGAGGCCAACCACAUCUGGAGCAUUCUAAUAUAAGUAAUGGAGUUCCACAGGUUGGUAAUCUAUGUGCAGAAUGCCCCCCACCAAAUAGGGAUACUUUUGCUGCUGAUGCAAAGUUACACUCGGCAAUCUAUCCCAAUGAACCCAGUAAUGAUCAUAGGUCUGUUUUUAAUGAUACUCAGAAUCACGAGAGAGGAUGGGGCUUGCAGCAUCCAACUGCUCGAGUUGAGGAAUCAAGAGUGCAUGUCUCUCUUGGGCAUGGUAGUGUGACUGAUGCUCAUAACUUGCCUUCCAAUUAUGUUCACCAGCAGGCUGGACCUGAAUUGGGGACCGAACUGUUCCCUGAACAAACCGUGACUCCUGUACCUCCUAUACAAUUUCCUCCACUGGAAGAUUGCAAUGUGCGGUAUGGAAAUUCAGCUUCUCCUUAUGGAGUAGAUAGUAAUUACGCUGUGCCGCGUGGACUUCCACCUGGUUUCUGGAGAAACACUCCAGUUCCUGUUCAUAUUGGACCAUCUUAUGAGGCUGCUACUUCACCUCAGCCGGUGAAUGGUUUGAUGAAUGCAGCAGGAUUAAUCCGAGGAGAGGCCAGUCCAGGGUUUUUCAUUGGACCAGAUAGUCAAAAUCAUUGGGUUGAUUCCUCACAGAAAUUAACAGGACAUGAUGGUACAGCCAUCCCAGAAUAUCCUUAUGCACAUGCUCUGAAUCCAUUGCCCCUUGGUCAAGAAAAUCAACACCCGGUUAUUGUAGAUUUCAUUCAUCCCCCACAGGACAUGAAUGCUGGUACCUGCUUGAAACCCUUGCAGCUGCCAAAAUCCUCUUUUAAUAUGGUUCCCAAUCAACAGGUUUUAAGAGACGAUACUCAUUUGACUGAAGCAAAGAGUUUUGAAUCUAAUGGUUUGAUUGGUGAAGGAAUAGUGGUAAAAAUUGAGGACAAUGUUCAAAACCCUGGCACCCAGACUAUAUCUUUUUCAGUGCAAAAUAAAAUUGCUGAGAAUGCAUGCGAAGCUGCUGCUGCUUCUUCUGUUGAGUCUAACAAUUUAAAGUCAAAACCUGAAGCAGACUGCGUGCAUGUUGAGAAACUGGCUGAUAAGGACCCUUCUGUUCCAGAAGAUUCUAAACAUUUAGUUGAUCAAUUCAGUUUCUUGCCUGAGUUGAUUGCUUCUGUAAAAAAGGCUGCAUUAGAAGAUGCUGUGCAGUUGAAAGCUGCAGUCGAUGAGCAUGCUGAUUCUCCGAAUCACAAUUCAGAUACCAAAGAUGAAACAACAAAUGAAGUAGAACCAGCGAAUGCUCAUGGUGAUUUAGAAUUGGACUCUGAAAAUGACCAUGUAGAUACUAAUAAAAUUGAGCCUACAAGGGCUGAGGAAGAAGCAAUUGCUAAGGGAUUACAGACUAUUAAAAAUGAUGAUUUGGAGGAGAUCCGUGAGCUUGGUUCUGGAACCUAUGGAGCUGUUUAUCAUGGGAAAUGGAAAGGUUCCGACGUUGCCAUUAAGAGAAUAAAAGCCAGUUGUUUUGCUGGAAGGCCAUCUGAAAGAGCAAGAUUGAUCGCAGACUUCUGGAAGGAGGCAUUGAUGUUGAGUUCAUUGCAUCAUCCAAAUGUUGUCUCCUUUUAUGGCAUUGUUCGUGAUGGCCCCGAUGGUUCUUUAGCAACAGUCACAGAGUUCAUGAUUAAUGGAUCUUUGAAACAGUUCUUGCAUAAGAAAGAUAGAACAAUAGAUCGUCGUAAGAGGCUCAUUAUAGCCAUGGAUGCUGCAUUUGGGAUGGAGUAUUUGCAUGGAAAAAACAUUGUGCAUUUUGAUUUGAAAUGUGAGAAUCUAUUGGUCAAUAUGAGAGAUCCUCAACGGCCUAUCUGCAAGAUUGGUGAUUUGGGUUUAUCAAAGGUUAAACAGCACACUCUAGUGUCUGGUGGAGUACGGGGGACCUUGCCUUGGAUGGCUCCUGAACUUCUUAGUGGGAAAAGCAAUAUGGUGUCAGAGAAGAUUGAUGUCUACUCAUUCGGUAUAGUCAUGUGGGAAUUACUCACAGGGAAUGAACCCUAUGCUGAUAUGCAUUGUGCUUCAAUAAUAGGAGGAAUUGUGAACAACACUUUACGUCCUCAAAUCCCAACUUGGUGUGAUCCUGAGUGGAAAUCUCUAAUGGAAAGUUGUUGGGCUUCUGAUCCUGUAGAAAGACCAUCUUUUUCAGAAAUUUCCAAGAAGCUGAGGAGUAUGGCUGCUUCAAUGAAUUUGAAAUAGUCAAUUGAUCUUGAAUAAGUUAAUUGACCUUCUCCCGUUGUAUGUAGCCUAGAAUUGGUAAAAGGGAAAUAAGGUGAAGAAUGGUUCUUCCAGUUCAAGGCACCUACCAACAAGCUUAGCUUUAAAAAGGGAAAAAAUAAUUUAAAGGAGUAUUCAAGCUUAUCCAAGCUUGUAACGUAAUAUCAUCAUGCCUUGGUUUAGUCUAAAUUUUGUUUUUGUAAUGUUGCCUUUAAUGGUAUCUUCCUUGGUGCAGUUACUUGCACUAUAGCAUGGUUUCUCUCCCAGAAGCAGCAUGGUGUUCUGAAGAACAGUUUCUUUACUUGGUUUUUGCAGGUUUUUUUUACGUGAUCAGGGUAAUGAACCAUGCCUUCUGGAGAGAUGUGUACAUAAAAUCAACAAACGACAUGUCUCCGUUGCUUUCAUACGGAGAGGAUAAUGACGAAUUGUGCUUCCCAUUUUGAUGGAACCAAUUCAAUUUGUCAUCGAUAUUUUGUUUGAAUUGCUUAUUAUAUUAAUAUACCAUAUUCUUACUUAAUGGCAUGAAUGUGCAUACUUAAAUUGAAGCUGUAUAAAUAAAGUAUUUUUUUUCAUACAACUUGAGGCAUAGGGGUUUGUUUAAUGUAUACGUUGGUCUCCUAUCAAUAAUGUCCAAGCAUCAUUUUUUUUCA
Molecule: messenger RNA, 4750 nt
Organism: Glycine soja
Lineage: Eukaryota; Viridiplantae; Streptophyta; Magnoliopsida; Fabales; Fabaceae
Exons: 9
Coding region: 792-4082 (1096 amino acids)
Biological process (GO): protein phosphorylation; signal transduction
Cellular component (GO): cytoplasm
Molecular function (GO): ATP binding; protein kinase activity; protein binding
Source: RefSeq, a predicted model, not a curated record